AUGGCAGCUGCAGCGACUCAACCUGGACUUGAGGCUAGUAACACUUGCCGAGAAGGUGGUGAUGGUAGUGGUAGUUGUGCUGCUGCUGGUGCUGCUUCUGGUCCUCAUCCUCCUCCACCACCACCACCACCACCUGCUGAUGUUAACGCUUGUACUCCAGACAGGACUGAUCCUCCGUGUACUCGUAGUGGAAGUGUAUCUGAAGCUGCUACUGCUGUUGAUUGUGUGGACUCUCCUCCUGAGAAGGAUGGUUGCCGUAAGACGGAUCUCGACAAUCAAGAUAAUUGCGCUUCUGGUGGGUCUAGUUGUAAAAACGAAGCACAAGACGCGACUCAUGCUAAACAAAAUGAAGAUCGACGAAGUAAUGGUAGCGGUCGUCAAGGUCAUGAUGGUCACGAUGGUCAAAGUCGUCCUGCAACUGACCAGGGUUCUCAUAUUGAUGGAGGACAAGAGGAUCGUGCUAAACCAACUGUUCCUGUUGUUCCUCCUGGUGAACCAGAAACUCCGUAUACUCAAAGUGGAAACGGUUCACAAGGUGGUGCUUCUUCUCCCGCUGAGGGGAGUAGCGGUGCUCCUGCCGCUGACGGUCAAACUGAAAGCAAUGUGGCCAGUACAACCGAAGAAGACAGUGGAUCUAAACAGGGAAGUGAAACAGCACAACCUUCUUCUUCUUCCAACAAUUCGGCCACAGUGAGUGAUGUUGGUUCUGAUGCUGCAACACCUGAGAAUGGCACUUCAUCUGCUGGAACUGAAUCAACAAGUACCCAAGAAGGUGCGGGAAAUGCAGACACAGAUACCACUACAACCACAACAACAACAACAACACUUCCUCCUGAACUCACAAACAACAAGAAGGGUGAUGCCGACAGCAGCAGCAGUAUCUGCAGUUCUGUGUGGGUGCGUGUACCACUACUGAUUGUGGUUACACUGGCCUGUAUUCUUGUGUGCUGA
Molecule: messenger RNA, 951 nt
Organism: Trypanosoma theileri
Lineage: Eukaryota; Euglenozoa; Kinetoplastea; Trypanosomatida; Trypanosomatidae
Exons: 1
Coding region: 1-951 (316 amino acids)
Source: RefSeq, a predicted model, not a curated record